AUGCUCUUGGCAGCUUUCUGCCCGGGUUUAUUCGGCUUUCUUAGAGUGGGAGAAUUCACAGUGUCAUCAUUUUCGUCCUUCGAACAUGCAUCUCACCUCACAUCUCAGGAUAUUACGACCGACUCUCACGAGAAUCCAUUCCUUGUACGUCUGCACCUCAAGUGGGCAAAGACUGACCUCUUCUGCUGUGGUGCCGAUGUAUAUCUUGGACGGAGCGCUAAUGACAUCUGCUCGGUAUCAUCGUUCUUGGCAUACAUGGUUGACAGGAGUGCUCGUUCGGGGCCGUUCUUCAUAUUUAUCGACAGCUGUCCUCUAUCCAGCGUCAGACUGGUGCAAGAGGUGCAGCGGGCGUUGUCGUCAGCAGGUUUAGAUUGCUCAGGGUAUACAGGCCACAGCUUUCAAAUCGGUGCCGCUACUACAGCCAAGGCUCUUGACAUAGACGACUCUAGCAUCAAGAAGUUGUUACAGUAA
Molecule: messenger RNA, 471 nt
Organism: Corticium candelabrum
Lineage: Eukaryota; Metazoa; Porifera; Homoscleromorpha; Homosclerophorida; Plakinidae
Exons: 1
Coding region: 1-471 (156 amino acids)
Biological process (GO): DNA recombination; DNA integration
Molecular function (GO): DNA binding
Source: RefSeq, a predicted model, not a curated record